This is a messenger RNA of Pelobates cultripes (western spadefoot toad), 31627 nucleotides long. Lineage: Eukaryota; Metazoa; Chordata; Amphibia; Anura; Pelobatidae. The record is from the annotation of a GenBank genome assembly.
AUGGGAUUCCAGAAGCCAACGGUCGCUUUGUGCUGUGUGUUGCUGAGUGUCUUCGUAACAGGUGAGGUGGAACACAGAAUAUCUACGGAGUGUCACAAAAAGAAUUAUCACAUCAGAGAAGAGCUUGUUGUUUCUUAUAGUACGCCCAUAACAAGACGUCAGAGAGAUAAUCCUUAACUUUUUAUAAGUAAAAUGAAUGAAUUGAAUUUCUUUGCUGUGCUCGCUUUUACCACUUCCUCCGGCAGACUUUUCCAGGUAUCUACUACCCUCUCUGUAAAGUACUAUUUUAUUCUCUUUCUCCAAUCAUCCCUUAUUGUUCUAGUCCCUUUAUUGGAGAUAUGUAGGACUGCGUGACUUGCACUGUUUAUUGCUGUAUAAAUCCAUAGAGAACUUACUGUAAUGAAUGAUCUAAAUGAAAGGGUUCCAUUAAAUGUAGAAAGCACAAUGUGUAUUCUGACUGAUUUUGUUAUGUUUUUUUAGAAAACUUUGUUACGGAUAGAAAAGUGUAACUAGUGUCACUAGUGAUACACAGACAUCAAAAUAUCAGAAAUGAAAUCAUAGUUGACUUGGAGAAUUUCUACAGUUUAGCUAUUUUGUAAUUAAUUUUGUUUUCCCCCAAAUUCUCAGUUUAGUAAAUAGCUCUCUCAGUGCUGCAAAUAAGUAAUUGAGAGCCAUCAAAGUAUGGAUUUGCAGUUUGCUUUAAGAUAAAUUGUAGUAAAAUUAAUGAUAUGAAGAGAAGACACCGGGACAGCUCUCAAUCAUUCAAUAAAACAAAAAUGUGCAUCUCUGUGUUUAGCUGAAUCAGCAACAUUGUAAUUACAUCCUGCAAUGGGUUUGGACUUAAAACACAUUAAUUGCAUUUAAUAUAUUUUGUUCAUGGUAUUUCAUUUGUAAAACACUGAAUCAGUUUUAGCUGAGGAUGGGAGUAUUCUGUAAAAAUAGAUGUUACAUGGAACCGAAAAAAAAGAUAAAUUAAAUAAGAUAAGAAUCAUUGUGGCCAUCAGUCGAGGAGUUACCGAGACAUUGUGUUGAUGUUUGUACAUUACUGUCACAGAAGAUAAAUAUCUCAUAAAUAGAGAGUGUGCCAAAGUCUGAAUCCUGUCUUGACAACCUGCGUCGGGCAAAUGUACUUCCAAAACAAAAACCUUUCAACGCUUUAUUUUUAUUUAUUUUUUUACUAAAAAUGAAAUUGUUACAAAUUGAAAUCCACUUGGUAAAAUUUAUGUUGAAGUAGGCAAGCAGUGAUGAUAACAGAGUAUGAGAAUUUUUCCAGAUUACCUGUUUUGUCAUAAAAUUUUACCACAUGACAGGAGGCUUCCUAUUUUGCAUUAAACUCUCUUUACUAACUCACACAGCAGUAAAGAAAAGUGAAACAUUAACCAAUCAAAAUGCAAUAGGAAGCAUAGUAUUCACAGUGAUGAGGCUCCUCCCCCUCUUUCUUUACUGCUCCAUCAGCAGACAGGUCAGAGUUUUUGGCUCUUCCCUAAUUGUAUUGAAUUAUGUUACCUUUAUGAUUUCUCCUUAUCUAUGGAUGUUUAUUUUCUGGGGUUUUUUCUUCCCUAUCUGUCUCUUAGGACUUUCUGUUCCCCCCUUUUACAUUGUACUAUCUCCUCUCAGGGAUUCUUCCCUGCUGCUUUCCCUCCCUGCCCUCAGGGACUUGUAUUUGUAUACUGCUAUCUUUCCUCAGAUCUACAUUUAUAUUGAUUUUAUUUUACUUAUUGUAUUUUAUUCUACUUUAUUUUAUUAUCUAUCCGUUUUUGCUUUUUUCAUGGCACUUUCCGAUCUCACUUUCCCUGAGAUCGGAUCGUUGGUUUUGUCCUUGAGGGUAACGCUCACCCUCCACUCUCACCGUUCUCCUCGCGGCCUCUCAGCCGCAAUCACUGGCCGGCACGGCGGGAAACCCCUUUCCCGUCUCCCCGGUGGCCAUAUUGGAUCUCGCGUCUCGCGAGAUUACCUGCGGCCGACCACAAAUACUAGCUCACCAUCCAGGCAGGGGUCAGCAAAUUUGUUCUUUGCCUAUUUAACUACCAUAACAGCUGUCAGCCCCACACAGUGGGGAACCACUAUACCCUUACUGAUAUCAGGUGGAUUUUGUGCCACCUUUCUAUUUAUAUAACUGGGUGAGGCCCUUUAAGUACUGCUGCUUUCAGGUGGAUUUUGUGCCACCUAUAUAUGUAUAUAAUCAGGUGUAACCUUGUAAUCUUCUAUUCAGGUGGAUUUUGUGCCAUCUUCCUAUACAUAUACAUAUCUGGGUGAGGCCCAGUGCAAAUCCCAAUCUACCCUGCUGGGGAAGCUGGUAUUCUUAUACCACAUACUUGGAUUUUACAUACCCACCCUGCUGGGGUGCCUGCAUUAUUAUUUUAUAUAUACUUAUACCCUGCUGGGGUUCUCCAGGUGCCACUGGUACCAUCACUUACUGUGAUCCACACCACAGACUGACCCCUAGCCUAACGUAUACCCUGUGCCAAACAAUAUUCUGAGCUAUUCCGGUCCUGCUCCUAAAACACUAUGGAUACUCCCCAGAACCCUGUAGAUUUUCAGGCAAUGAUUACUAAAGCCAUCUCCGCAUCUAUGGAGAAAGCACUUUCCAGGGUAAUGACGGCAUCAGCCGAUCUAACCAUGUUUUUCCACUAAAGCCCAACACCAUGACUAUGAUUCUGAGGCUUCAGAAACGCAGACACAGGCUGACCCACGACCUACCAAAUGCCACUGGAAGGGCGAAACGGGGAACGUUAUCCCGGGCAAAGGCAAGGCUCCAACCAAACGCCAUAAGCCGACCCAACCUACCCCCACCCCACAACACUGCUACUCCUUGCAUGAGGGGGAAGAACACCCACACUCCAUGGCUGUGCUGGACGAGUGGCAGGCCGCGGAUUCCGAUUCGCAUGAUGAUGAGUGGGGCUCGGACGUUGGAUCCCAUACGGGUUUCUUACGAGGCACGUUCCUGGAUGACAUCCAACUACCAGAUGACCUUGCAUCUGCCCAAGAGGAAGGGGAAGCCAUCCUGGACCCCACUGGACAACGCCUCUUCGACCGUCGUAAUAUCAGACACCCACGCUCGGCGGACUGGACCCCCCCCCCAAACACCUCUCCAAAUUUUUGCACCUGUGGCUCCGCAAACCGCUGGACAAAACGGUGCGCAACUGCCUACGCUCCGAAUGCCCUCGCCCUUUGUUUCCUGACCACGUAACUCAGACCCAAAAUUUGACCAGGUCAUGGCCGUGACCCCCGUUGAGGCGUGGAAAAGGGAUUCCACAGAGUCCAGGACAAAUUGCUGGACUCCAUUGGUCCACUUGCCCGCAUCAUGUCUUUGGCGGACGACGCUUUUACAUGGGCUGACCAGUUUGAUACCGGCAUAAAAGAAUGGGCUCAUGACAUAAGGGAAUGGGCACAAAGGUGCUUCUGUUUUGUUGGUAACACCAAUGUAGCCCUCUCCUCUGAGAGGCGUAAAGCAGCAUUGCUCCGCAUUGACGGUAAGCUGGUGGAAUUGGGCACCAAGGAGUUAGGAUCGCUGGCACAGGGCAAAUUGUUUGGUGAAGCUUUCCUGAAUAAACUGAACAAACAUGUUAAUAUAUUCACGUCCCUUAAUAAAGCUCAGUCUUCGAUGAAACGGGUCUUCAGGGGCCGUGCAGCCAGCCGCUUCUGGCCAUCAGGCGCCCGUUCCCACAAGUCGGCGAUAUCUCCAGCCCAAACCAUACAAUGCUUGGGCUUUGAGAUAGACUCCAUGUCCAGCACUCUGCGACUGCCAGCUUCAAAGAUCACGGCCAUCAGAAAAGAAUUACGCAGGGUCAUUUGCUGCCACUCCAUUCCACUCCGCAGCUUGGUGCGGAUAGUAGGCCUAUUAUCCGCCUCCAUCCAGGCAAUCUUCCCAGGUCCGCUCCACUACAGGGCGAUGCAACGACUGAAGACGUCCUUUCUUCGCCAAAACCCUUCCUGCUACCAAACCAUCCCGGUAACGGAGGAGGUUCAAACAGGAACUCACAUGGUGGUUGGACAGCAUGGAGGCAUGGAACGGCCGGGCCAUCUUCGGGAGCACACCCGACACAGUCCUGGAAUCGGAUGCCAGCCUCUGGGGCUGGGGCGCCACUUGCGAAGGCAGGUCGACAGGCGGCACUUGGACUUCACAGGACCUCGACCUUCACAUAAAUUGUCUGGAACUCCUGGCGGGGUCGUUUGCAAUCCGCAGCCUGGCAAGAGACAGGAAGCACUGUUGCAUCCUCCUCCGGAUAGACAACGUCUCUGCGGUCCGCUACAUCAAGCGCUUGGGAGGUGCACGAUCCCGACUCCUCUCGGAGAUAAUGAAACAGAUCUUCGACUUAUGCCUGCCACGCAAUAUCUCCCUCAUAGCGGAAUAUCUCCCGGAAGAAACGAGCCUGACUGCGGACUGGUUCUCGCGCCACUGGCGAGACAGCAGCGACAGGAGACUGGACCCACAGAUCUUCCAGCGCCUCUCGAUCAGGAGAGGUCCCUUCCACCUGGAUCUGUUUGCAUCACGCAACAACAAACAGACAACCGACUACUUCAGCUGGCUCCCGGACCCGGAGAGCAGGGCAGUGGACGCGUUCCUCCAACCAUGGCCAACCAGGGGAGCAUAUGCCUUUCCCCCGUUCGCCAUGAUAGCGAGGACGAUUCAAUGGCGGGGCCAACCCUGGUUCCCGGACCUUCUAGCAUCGUCCUCCAUGGGGCCCCUUCUCAUACCAUGCUAUCCAACGCUCCUCACGGACCCGAGAGGCAACCCACAUCCUCUCAACCUGGAGGACCGUCUCACAUAGGUGGCUUGGACUCCUUCAGGGGUGCCUGGCACACCAGCGAGUUGUCGCAGGCAGCUAGAGAUCUCAUAUGGGAUUCAUGGGCUCCAGGAACCAGACGAUGUUACCUAUCAGCUUGGAAUUCCUGGUCCUCUUGGUGCAGUGAAUGGAACAUCGAUCCCUUUACUGCCCCUGUAACGGCCAUGCUGAACUUUCUUUCCUUUCUUUUUUCCGCGGGUCGUUCUUACCGCUCUCUAAACAUUGUGCGCGAUUUCGAUGGCCCACGUCCCGGUCAGGGGGAUCCCCAUAGGGAAAGACCCCCUGGUCUGCAGACUUCUGGGGCAUUCAACUACAAAGGCCCCCUAAACCCAAAUACUCCCGCUUAUGGGACGUUGACGUUUUCCCACGAUUCCUGAGGGACUGGCCGGACAAUGGCUCUCAGCUAAUAUGAUUCUCCUGCUCUGCCUAGUCUCGUUCCGCCGGGUAUCGGACUUCCGAGCAUUCGACAUCGACGCCUUUUCAGUCUCCCCAGAGGGCGUUACCUUUCGAGUCUCGAGUCGGACGAAAUCGGACUCUACGUCGGUCUUCUACCCGUUCUUCCCUUCUGAUCCACAGCUCUGCGUGGUUUCUACCCUACGUCGGUAUGUGGAAGUCACAUCUCCGCUCCGGGUCUCCUCUUCGGGACAGAUUUUGGUGUCUUACAUUAGACCACACAUACCAGUCUCGGUUACUACCCUAGCCAGGUGGAUAAGAUGGAUUCUAUCACUGGCUGGAGUGGAAGAGGUCUUCGGAACCUUCGAAGUCUUCAGCUUUCUCGGCGGGAGCUUCGCUGACUGACAUCCUACAUUCCGCGGACUGGUCGCGAGAAUCUACCUUUCGGACGUUUUACCUCCGCCCGAGCUCGGGAGCAGCCUCAUCUCUCCUGCAUUAGCGUUAAAAAUGCAAAAUAGGAAGCCUCCUGUCAUGUGGUAAAAUUGAAGAUUAUGCUAGCGUUAGUGUACUUAUAAUCUUAAUUUUAGUAAUGACAGGAGGCGAGUAUUUUCCCGCCCGUCCCUCCCUUGCGAGGUAAGACUCAAGUAAGUAUAUUUGCCUCCGCUAUCUCCUCUGUCUCUACCUUGAUUCAGAUUCUGUUUAUAUUUUCUCGCUCUGGAGAUUUAUAGUCAGUAGACUUGGGUUGUUUUUCUUACGCUGAAUCUGCUAUCUAUCGUUGUAGUCGAUAAUGUGAUAUUCCUGUAACUAAUCGUGGGUUAUUAACAUUACUUUAGCCAGUUUACAGACCGGUACCUAACCCAUUUCACAUUCUCUUUCAGUGUAAAUCCGUGGCUUUACAGCUCAUUCUCAGGAUGGACACCUUUGCAACUUCUCCCAUUCCAUUUUCGUUUCUUGGGAAGUCGCCCGUUGGCGCAUGUUACUGGACUUUGGACUCUAUGGAACUCUAUUCAUGAUGUCGCUUUCGAAAGAGGGGGAGGAGCCUCAUCACUGUGAAUACCAUGCUUCCUAUUGCAUUUUGAUUGGUUAAUGUUUCACUUUUCUUUACUGCUGUGUGAGUUAGUAAAGAGAGUUUAAUGCAAAAUACUCGCCUCCUGUCAUUACUAAAAUUAAGAUUAUAAGUACACUAACGCUAGCAUAAUCUUCAAUUGUCAUUCAGAUUUUAGUUUGAGCAGCUCACAAUUUAGUUUUGUGUGUGUGUGUGCAUGUGUCACAAGAUAGUCAGGAUACAUAACUUACAUGCAAUAAGGUAGUGAGUUUAACAUACGCCAUUUUUUAGGAGGGUAUAAUAACAGGAUUAUAAACAUGCUUAUGAGAUCUAUCCAGAACGAGAUUCUGGCAUCAAAAGUUAAAGUAUGGAAGGCUAUCUAUAUAUUGGGUUAAGUAUUAGAAUACAAGAGAUUAUCUCCUAUUUAUAUCUGAUUAUCUCCUAUUUGAGCUGCAAAACAAGGUAUAUCAAGCUUAGUUGACCUGUCUGUGUGUAGGGAAUAGGCUUUCAGACACAAAAAGGUGAGAAAAGUCUAAGCAAAGUGAGUUGGUAAUCAGGCUAACUGGCAGUGAAACUAGACAGGAGUGUGCUUUAAAGUAAAGUAAAGUGAGUACCACUGAGACUGAGUAACACUCCAACAGGUUAAACAAAAAUAUAAGAACGUGCUUAAAGUAAAUGGUGGCUAAGCGUGCUAGGACUAAACAUUGCUAUAUGAACCACCCUACAGGUCAUUAUAGAGGGAGAUGGGCUCCAGAGACAAUCUGCUUGGGGUGGAAGUCCCAGGGGAGACUGCAUGGGUAAGAGUCUCUGGGUGUGGUAAGGCAAUUAGCCUAUGCCCCUUCAUGAGGCAUAGUCGCCAGGUGCUGCGGACGGGUUCCGCUUCCAAGUAUAUCAGGGAAACAUCCUGAAAGGGCUCUGCGAGAUAUAGGACCAGACAUGCUCCAGCGUAGGCCCCCAGACUGCUGGGUGGUCAGGGCGAGACAAGGGUCGAUUCCGGUGCUUCUCGCUGGCAUGGUGUCGGAGCCAUCUCCUCUGUCGGGCGCAUAUAUGCAGCAAGGGUUCCCACUCCCUCCACCACAGCUCCUCAAGGGUACAAGAGGGCUCUUUUGCCGCCCAGAGCGGUCCAACUUCUUGGGCCCCCUGGGUAUCUCCGGUGGGGGAUAAGUAAGUAUGUGGGUGCUCUUCGUGGCGAGAUCAGCGCUUGUAAGCCUGUGGUCAGGUUCCGCUCAUUGCCUCAGUCUCUCCCAGAUUUUCACAAAUUUCGUCAAAUGCUGCCAAAAGCUUAGAGUAGGCCUCGUAUGGUGCACAUGGUCAUGUUCUGGCACCAUUUUGAGAGCGGUAAUGAGGCCCAUGGAUUUGACGGGGCGCACUUAGUUCAGUCCCAGAUGAAGGUAAGUGGUUGAGAAUGCUGGGAUAAUCCAAGGGGGGGGAAGACAGGGAUGCCCACCUUGCGUCUGACUAGAACGUGGGCUGAGGGAUCGGCCAUCUCCCCCAGUCCCGUACCGCCAGGCUUCUACUAGGCCGCAAUAUUGCCACUGUGGGUCAUCCACCGGUAUAAGCAGUGGUGGCUAUCAAAUGUGUUAACGUGAGAGUCCUGGGUGAGCUGUGAUUCAGCAGAGGUGUUUAAGUCAAAGAUGGAGGUAUUAGAGCCAUCAAAAAGGUCAAUAACAACAGGAUUACUCCCAGAGCUCAUGUGAUGUGCGACCGUUCGCCGUACUGGGCAAACCCCGACCCCCCGGAUAGUUUGAAACCCAGUGAACCAUAGUUUAUCAGAGUACUUUGUAUAUUUGUAUCCACAGAGAUCACAUCUUUGCCUGAGCAAUGUUUCCAAUUGUGUAAAUAGUUAUUAUGCCUAUAGGAGUCCUAUGUUAGGGGGUACCAAGCUGAAUGGGCGAGCAAUGAAACUUGCAGUAAUAAGAAUAAACAAUGUGUAUCACUUAAUGAAAACUAUACCACUUUCAGGACAAAUGAACGAGCAACCCUUGGUGACCACAAAAUAUGGGAAACUACUUGGGAGAAAGGUGAAGGUACUGGAGACAGACAGACCAGUAGACGCUUUUAUGGGAAUCCCUUUUGCAAAGCCACCAAUUGGUGAAUUAAGAUUAGCUAAUCCUCAGCCCCCAGAACCAUGGAACUCUAUCAGGGAUGCAGCUAAAGACCCACCCAUGUAAGUAUAUGGUAUCACUCAACACUCAACACAAACUAUAUUUUCAAUUAAUACAGCGAGUUGUGCUAUUGUUGCUUGUUUGUUUCUUUGGGGUGGGGGUGUUUGCUAGUUUUUAUUCACUGUAUCUUCAAAACCACUGAUACAAUAUUUCCAUCCUGUCUUAUAUGUUUGUAAAUGUGUAAGCAAAGUGAACGUGAUGGACUUUAGUCUUAUUUUCUAAAGAUCACCAUGUAACUAUGUAAUGGUCACCCCAGUCUUGAGACCAUGUUAAUGUCAAAUCACGCAAGAACUGCAUUUUUUGGAUAUUUGUUUAAUUUUUUUAAUGAGUGCGGUAUUGUCCAGGUGUUUACAAAACCAUAGAUUAAUGGAAUUGAUAAAGGAGCUUUUCAAGAUUGAGACUCCGUUGCCCCCUAUUUCCGAGGAUUGCUUAUACCUUAACGUUUUCACUCCAGGAGACCGAGAAAAUAAUUCUAAACUACCAGUAAGUACGGAUACAUUAAUUUUGUUAUUAUAGAAGAUAUUGAUUGAAUGCAAUUUGUGUAACAUGUCAUAAAAGUAAUUGAAGCAAAUAUAUGAUAUACAAUGUUUAUCAGACUAGAAACAUAUAUAGAAGAAACUCAAACAUCAUUUGAUUCAGUGGAGGAAGAAGAUUGUGAUCCAAUGUUUUAAAAAUUAAAUCUGAAGGAUAUCUUUCUCUCCAAACACCCUAUUGUCAAAAAGAGAAGAUUACGUCAUGUUUGAAACAAAGAAACAAAAGAGCUUGUGUCUACGAGGCAAAUUAAUUUAUAGACUUGGCCAGUACCACUUUUAAUCUCUUAUGUACUUUUUAUGACUUUGGGUUCUCCACGUCCCUUAUCAAAUCCUCCCUUUCUUGUUCCCAAGACUUUUUGAAACCUGCCCAAAUCCCCUGGUACCCAUAUACCUUCAUACAUUCAGACUCUCUCACAAUUUCAAAAUGCUUAGAACACUAAUCAAAGUCUCAUAAUUCCAUGAAGUCAUUUAAUCUAGAGACCUAGUCUGCUAUUUACAUCAGCUUCUCGAAACCUACUAUAGCUGUAUGUUUGUUGAUGUCAUACUCUUUACUCAAUUUAUCCUACACGACAUGACGCGUUCCCAUCAAUAAAAGAUAGAAAGGAAGAGAGUGGAACUAGGUCAAGUGGGAAAUGUAAAGAUGUGACAAUUUAGGCCAAUAAAAUAGGAGGUGCAGGGCUAAAAUUAUCCAGUUUUGUAGGGUGGAUGUAGACCCACAUUUGGGUUCCAUUUUGUAUGAAGCAUACCGACUAAGGUUUCAUUUCUUUUUUGGCCAGGUUAUGAUGUUUAUACAUGGUGGAGGCUUACAACUUGGAGGUGCCAUAUUUUUUGACGGUGCUGCAUUGAGUGCUUUUGAAAAUGUUGUAACUGUGUCAAUCCAGUACAGACUGGCAAUCUUGGGAUUCACGAGGUAGGUCCUGAUUCAGACAAUGUAUAUGUACCCAUGUUUACAGUAACAGUUGUACAAUUACAGAAGAAAGAAGAAUUGAAAAAGUUAACAGUUUUUCACACAUCCCUCUUUCUGCUUUUUAUCCAAAAUUGGAAAAAUAAAAUGCUAAAAAUCUAAUUUCAUCAGUUUCAAAAUGUGUCAUAAAAAGUGACAAUUCCCUCUAUCAGAUCCAUAAAUCAUUAGGGUUGAUCAAAAGUUAGUUCCUUAGUGUGUAUUAAACUAUAAUAUAAUCGGUAGAUGGAUUAGCGCUAAGUGACCACUAGGUGGUGAUAGUAUCUAGAGAAAAGGCAGCAACCUAAAAUAUGGUGUUCCCUCAAAACACAACAAUAAAAAGUACAAAAUGUAAAAACAAAAACAAAAUAUUAGGUUGUGCCAAAAAUGUAAACAAUGCGUACUUACAUAGAAUGAAUGAAAUAAAAUAAAGUCCUGAUAAAAUAUAUGAAGUAAAAGUAGUCCAAGUUUGAUUGUAGGGAUGAGAAAGGUAUUGUGGGUUUUAUGAAAUCCGAGGUAAUUCGAUGUCCGGAUCACGCAGAAACAUACAAAUAAAAAAAAAAAGUACCAAUCGUGUAAAACUGUGGUGGAGAGACGGAGGUUUUCUUAAUAGAAGUGCUCCUACUCACCUAUAGUAGAGCUAUAACCAGCUCAGGAAUAAAUUGCUUUCAGUGGCGUUAAUCCCCCACUGGUAGAAUAUAGGUGAAGGUUAGUAGUACAGGUCCUCAUGAUGGGGAGAGAGAAAAACAGAAACAAAUAGUGCUCUCUGUAUGUGUCAAUAAAGAUAAAUAUUUUAAAAGGUAUAGUACUCACAUGAGAGUGAGCAGAGAAUUCUGCUCACUGUGGUAGCGUAGGUGGUAUAAUCCCCCCUGGGAUUCUUGGGUGAGUCAGGAAUCCAGUGUAUUCAGUGACCAGGUAAAAACAAUAAAAAUAAUAAAAAAAUGCUAUGUGUAAAAAAAGGGUAUAUGGCACAAGUACAAAUUAAGGAGCCAAUAUUACUUUAAUAAAAUGAGAAAAGAUACAUUAAAAAGCAGCCAAACGCGUUUCACCAAUAUAUGGACUCAUCAAGUGGCAAUAAAAGCAAUACCUGGUACAUAGGAGUUUAUAUAGAUACUGACAUACACUUAAUUAUUCGAAUUUGGCGCCAAAAUGACGUCACAAUUAAAAUUAGCAUGCAUUAUAAAACUGAUCAAAAUCCAUACAUACAUAUUACGAUAAGUUUUACAGAGUUACAAUAUACAAUUUAUUUUUCAAAACAAAGUGGUGCCUAGGGCGUACCUUUAAAAAAGCAAGAGAUAAUACAUUCUAGAUAAAACACACUGUGCAAUAAGGGGACCUAAAACAUUUCAACUUUUUUUCAAGAAGUGUGUAGGGAGGCUGUGUGAGUCACAGCCAGGGGAAGUGUGGCUCGGGCUGCAUAAACAUAGUGUUUUAACUCCUAAAUGUCAGAAAAUUGAGCGGUGAGACUGCAGAGGCACACUCCAUACACCAAAACCACUUAAUUUGGCUACAGCUGUUUUUGUACUUAGAGUAUCCAUUUAAGCUUGGGUGAUUAUUAAAAAAAAAAACAGCUUCUCAAUACAAAUCCCAUAUAUAAAUAGAAGUGUGUUUUCAGCUUAGUUGGUGCUAAGAGUGUGUCUUUAAAUAAAUAUUUUUUUUAAAGUGGGAACAAAAUAUUUACAUAUUUUAUUCACUUAGUAAAAUAAUGUUAUUUAUUAUUAUUUAUUGUUUUUCUUUUCACUAUUUUAUAAUGUUUAUUCAAUAUAAUAUCUGCAGAUUUAUAAUUAAAAGAGCACUCCCACUUCCAAACAACUUCAGCUUAUUUAAGUUGCUCUGGUGGUUGGAGUUUCCAGGAGUGUCUUACCCAUUUUUCUAAAGUUUAACAUUGAAGUUUGGACUUUGGGGCCUGACACUGUUGUCCCCACAGUUUCUGUUCUGCCUCCGCAGGGUGAGGAAGGUUUAGCUGGGAGGCAGGUGAUUGGCUUAGAGCAUCAGCUUACAUACAAUUUUUCUCAAUGGUGGCUAGUGGUAGGUUAAGAGAGUCAGCUGAUAUUCUCGACCAAUCACCAAGUGUCUGGCUAAACCUUGCUCAAACUGAGGAAGAGAAGAAGGUGGGCAGUCUUGUCAGGCGCCAGAUAUCCCAACUUCGGGGUUAAAGAGUUACUCCAACUACCAUAACCACGUUAGUGGUUUGAAGUGGUAAUAGUGGUAGGAGUAUGUAUAGGCAGUGUUUCAGUUUGAACCACUGCACAUACUGAGUUAUUUUUCAUUGUGUGCUGAGGGCUAGUUGCACUCCCAGCAUAAGUGACUAAGGCAGCCUGAAACUUUGUUCUGGGUUGACUAAUAUCAAUUCUGUGCAUAUCUCAUUCCCACAGCCCUUGCAUGUGUGUCAUUGCCUCCAUCCCAGCCCCUCCAUAUGUGCCAUUCCCUCCAUCCCAGUAAGUAGUGUCUGUUUCUGUUGGUGUGUAAAGGACGCGUUGUGUGUUUCUGUGUGUGUAAGGAAUGCAUUGUGUGUCUGUUUGUGUAAGAUAUGCAUAUUGUGUGUGUGCAGGGAUACAUUGUGUGUUUCUGUGUGUGUGUGUGUAUGUAGGGAUGCAUUGUGUGUGUGUGUGUGUAGGGAUUCAGUAUGCAGUGUGUAUAGGGAUUCAGUAUGCAGUGUGUGUAGGGAAUCAGGAAGCAGUGUGUGUAGGGUUGCAGUGUGUGUGUGUGUGUGUAGGGUUGCAGUGUGUGUGUGUGUGUGAAGGGAUGCAGUGUGUGUGUGAGUGUGUAGGAAUUCAGUAUGCAGUGUGUGUGUGUAGGGAUUUAGUAUGCAGUGUAGAGAUGCAGUGUGUGUGUGUGUGUGUGUAUGGAUGCAGAUGUGUGUGUGUGUGUAGGGAUGCAGUGUGUGUGUGUAAGAGCAUGUUUUCUGGGUAGGAUAGGGGCUGUGGGGGCUAAAGAGGGAGCAUCUUUUUUAUAUCUAUUUUGUAAUGUAAUUUAAAAACAUUUAUAUAUUUAAUAUAUCUCCCCCUCCCUGUGUCCUACCAGUAUCCAGGGAGGGGGCAGCAUAUUCCCUGGUAGUCCGGUGGUGCUGCAGAGGCUCUAUACCUUCACCUCUGCCGGGUGAAGGCUCUUCCCGCGAGUCCCGGGACCAAGUGUAAGCGAGCAUUGCCGUGGUUACCGCGGCAACACUCGGAAAGUCGGGACUCAGCACAGAGUUGAGGGCAGAGAGUCUCCUCCCCUUCCUGCUGUGCAAACUCUGCAAAGACCUAGGGAUUGACAUCAAAAGAUCUUCCUGACCGGGUCUGUGUGCUUGUAAGGGGCCGGGCUCGCGAGGCCCUCAGGUGGCAUGGGCCCCUUACAAGUGAAGUGGCUGUAUCCCCCGACUGGCCCACGGUUGCAGGGAUCGGAUCAUUGCUGUGGCCGGGCCCCCUGUAGUGACGGGCCAGGUCACAGUUGCGAUCCCUUCGACCGUGGUAGGUACACCACUGGAGAUAGCUAUCUCCUCCCACCUUGUGGGUGCUCCCUCCCAGCUCCUUCCGUUCAGGAACUCAACCUCCACACUCUCCUCUUCCUCUACUUGCGCAUGCACUUUGAGUCAGUGAAUUGGUUCAUUCACAGACUUCACUAGUGAUUGAUUAACCCUUUUUCCUGUAUGUAGAAACAAAAAGAGAUAAAAUCUAUCAGUCGUUGGUGAAUCCACUAAUCUCAACAUUUUUUUUUUUGUGUGCUUGUUCUAUAUUAGUACUGGACACGACGACUUACCGGGCAAUUAUGGGUUUAUGGAUCAAGUUGCAGCUCUUCAGUGGAUCCAAGAAAACAUUAAAGAUUUUGGAGGUGAUCCAGAGUCUGUCACUAUUUUUGGAGAAUCUGCAGGUGGUUUGAGUACCUCUGCUUUGGUAAGUUUCUGCCACUCUCAAUGACUUGUCAAUGAAUCUAUCUCUUUACAGAAUUUCUUUGAUGCCCAUCGUCAUAUCCAAAGUACAAUCAAUACACUAAAACAAACAAUCAUCAUGUUAUUAUUUGCAAUCAUUCUUCUCCCUGCCUGUAUUCUAUUUCCAGGUGUUAUCUCCCUUAGCCAAAGGCUUAUUCCACAGGGCCAUUGCGGAGAGUGGAACUGCCCUAUUACGUAGCCUGAUGGUCAGUGACCACAAAGAAAUUAUUUCCAGACGAAAUGUGAGUAUUCUUUCUCUUCCUCCUGUGAAAUCCUACUCUCGUAAUGAAAUAUUGUCUCUUUAGGGUCCUUUCCUAUCAGAAAAUACAAAGUUCUUCAUUUGUAACCACAUCUUCUCUGAAAAAUAAACCCUUAUGCCAAGCUUGACAAUUCCAAACAAUUCAGAGUUCAUGCACAUCCACCACAUUUUCUGUAAACGGACACUCCAGGCAGCACAGCAACUACAUCAAAAGGUCCCUGGGCACUGUCUUACCACCGGUAAAGAACAGUUUAACCCCAAAGACCUAAAUCUGGCGCCAGUCAGCUGUUCCCACAAACUUCUGUUAUAGUCUGAUAACUGAAACAGGAAGCCUCGGACUGAUAGCCGUUAAAAAAGCUUAGAGCACCAGCCACUCUGAGGCAGUUUAACCACUUGAGGUAAGCUCUCGCCUGAGGACCUCCUUGCACCAUAACAACUUUAUGAAGUUGUUAUAGUGCCAGGAGUGUUCCUUUAACACAUUCAGUUUUUUCACAUUGAAGGUAAGCCAUGAAAAUGUAAUGGACUCCAUGAAUUAAUUUGCUCUGGCAGCAAGUGGAUGCGGCUUACUAAAGUGUAGCAUGUUUCAUUUUACACUUUCAGUUAGAACUAAAAUGAAAAACCAAGUAUCUUAGUCACAAAACGCUGAAUUGCAAAAUGCAGUUGGAUAAUUUUUCCAAAAUCAGCAUUUUUAUCUAAAUUUAGGAAUUGUUUUCAUUUGACUGUAUUUUUAGUGGUUAUGGGAAUAAGUCUCUGUGUGCUGUAACGGAGCUCAUAUUAACAGAUGCUACAUUGCAGAACUGUAAGGUCCAAAAUGUACAAAUAUUUUGGGUUUUAUUUCUCUCUCCAGACUCUGUAUUGUCAGUGAGCGAGGGUCUGUGUCCUCCUCUAAGCAGAGCAUAUGAGGCUCCUGACACUGAUUAAAACAGUUAGACAGACCAACUGCUGUCUGUAGAAUAAUCAGGGAACACAGCAGCUCACACUGGAAGGAACACAGCAGCUCACACUGGGGGGAACACAGCAACUCACACUGGGGGGAACAUGGCAGCUCACACUGGGGGGAACACAGCAGCUCACACUGGAAGGAACACAGCAGCUCACACUGGGGGGAACACAGCAGCUCAUACUGGAGGGAACACAGCAGCUCACACUGGAGGGAACACAGCAGCUCAUACUGGGGGAACACAGCAGCUCAUACUGGAGGGAACACAGCAGCUCAUACUGGAGGGAACACAGCAGCUCAUACUGGAGGGAACACAGCAGCUCAUACUGGGGGGAACACAGUAGCUCACACUGGGGGGAACACAGCAGCUCACACUGGGGGGAACACAGCAGCUCACACUGGGGGGAACACAGCAGCUCACACUGGAGGGAACACAGCAGCUCACACUGGGGGGAACACAGCAGCUCACACUGGAGGGAACACAGCAGCUCACACUGGGGGAACACAGCAGCUCACACUGGAGGGAACACAGCAGCUCAUACUGGAGGGAACACAGCAGCUCAUACUGGAGGGAACACAGCAGCUCACACUGGAGGGAACACAGUAGCUCACACUGGGGGGAACACAGUAGCUCACACUGGGGGGAACACAGUAGCUCACACUGGGGGGAACACAGCAGCUCACACUGGGGGGAACACAGCAGCUCACACUGGGGGGAACACAGCAGCUCACACUGGAGGGAACACGGCAGCUCACACUGGAGGGAACACAACAGCUCACACUGGAGGGAACACAACAGCUCACACUGGAAGGAACACAGCAGCUCACACUGGAGGGAACUCAGCAGCUCACACUGGGGGGAACAUGGCAGCUCAUACUGGAAGGAACUCAGCAGCUCAUACGGGAAGGAACUCAGCAGCUCACACUGGGGGGAACUCAGCAGCUCAUACUGGGGGGAACACGGCAGCUCACACUGGGGGGAAUACAGCAGCUCAUACUGGAAGGAGAACAGCAGCUCACACUGGGGGGAACACAGUAGCUCACACUGGGGGGAACACAGUAGCUUACACUGGAGGGAACACAGUAGCUUACACUGGGGGGAACUCAGCAGCUCAUACGGGAAGGAACUCAGCAGCUCAUACGGGAAGGAACUCAGCAGCACACACUGGAAGGAACACGGCACCUCACAUCACACUGGAGGGAACACAGUAGCUCAUACUGGAAGGAACACAGCAGCUCACACUGGAGGGAAAAUGGCAGCUACAUUGGGGGAAACAUGGCAGACCACACUAGAGAGACCACGUCAUCUCACACUGGAGGGAACACGGCAGGUCACACUGAGGUAAUAUGGCAGCUCACACUGGAUUUGGGCAAUUAACCACAACCCCCUAUCUGUUUUUCACAAAGAGGCUAUGGCUAUUAUUACUGUUAGAAGCGCUGGAUUAAUAUAUGCAGUAACAUAACACAAGGUUAUUUUAGACAAUCUAAAAAAAAAAUCUAAAUUCAAUUUCUUUCAAAGAAAAAUAAUUUGACCUGAAUAUACUUUUAUAUAAUGCAAUGUUCCAGCAUGUUCUUUUAUAGACGGUCUCCUGACUGCGGCAAUGUGAUUCCCAUGUGACAGUUGUUUGUGUCUGAACCAUAAAUAGGACAAUUCAUUUGCAGGACUGGACUUUUUGUUGAGUGCUAUCUUUGUGUUUUUCAGUACGUUGCCAAUAAAUCCGGCUGUGAUCCUGAUACAUUGGCGGAAUGCUUGAAAAAGAAAACUGAAAAAGAAAUCCUUUUGAUUUCGGAUUCCAUGGUAUGUUGUGUAACUACCCCAAUUAUUGUUUAAGGUAAUCCCGCAAUACAAAACGCUAGUUAGAAUUAUAACUCUUAAAGGGCUAGUCUGACCAAAAUUAAUGAUUUAAUUAAACCCUGUUUUUAGAGGUAAUAAGUCUUGCUGGGAACCGCCGCUAGGUGAUAGGUAGGAGGGGGCCCUGCAGCUGGGUGAAAGGGAGGAGGGGGCAUUGUUUGUCUGAUACCAGCAUGCUAUAUGUGCUGUUGACAGGUGCCCAAUGUAUACAGAAUUCACAUUUGCCAGUCCCGAGCUUUCAUUCUGGGCUGGCUAAUGAUGCUGAUAAAUAAAUUGCUGAAAGGAAACAUAAACUCACGUUAAAUGUUAGAGCACAGAAAUUUAAAUGUACCCUAAUCCUGGGAGAGGUGCAUGCAAGUUCUGUUAGAAAAUGAAGUUAGGCUGGAUAUCGUCCUCAAUGCAAAAAAAAAGUUAUGUAUCAUGCUUACUCCAGUACUCCUUCAGUGCAUCUCUCUGUGCUGAAGUCACUGGGACUAAUUUUUGGAUAUGCAGCUUACCAUAAAAGCCUGUAGGGUGUUAAAAAGUCAGUAUUUGGGAAGAAAUCCUCAAUAUAGUACAUACGGGUACCUGGUUUAAACAAGAUGCCUGUACAAUGCUGAGCAUUGCAGGUUGCUUUUGCAGCCUGCAUAGAAGCUCUGUAGUGGGCGCACACCUCUCCUUUCUACCCUCACUGCUUACUGGAAUGCAGUCAAUAUAACUAAAACAGCAGUAAAUACAAAAAAAUAUUGUGCUGAGCAUAGAGAAUACAACGUUGCUGUGUUCAGAUAAAUGUAACAUUAAAAACUGUUACAAAUUAUAUUUGCCUUGUGUACAGGGACUUUUAGAUGUACCUGGAUGUGUAGAUGGGGUGUUUCUACCCAAACCUCCAGAAGAGAUUAUGGCGAAUAAACAGAGCAAUAAUGUUCCCUUCAUGAUUGGCACCAAUAACCAAGAGUUUGGCUGGCUAAUAUUUCAGGUAAGAAAUCUAUUUGUCCUGUACUGAAAUAAUAUUUUUUAUUAAAAGACACAUAGAAUCAGAUUGUGUUUUGUAACAAACGUCUCGAAGUAAGAAAACCAUUCCAGGCACACAACAUUAAUAUAAGACUAAACUUUCUUCAGCUAUAAGGUUUUAAACAGAUCAGAAGUACUUGCAAGGUUCAGAUGCAGUAACAGAAUCUUGAAUUAUUAUUGUUCUUCUGUGACCAGAUGAUCAACAUGAGCGGUUUUCAAGAUGGGAUGGAUAAAGAAACAGUCCGGUCACUACUGGAAUCCUUUCACUUUUUGGUAAGUCCCAUAUCCUAUCUCUAUGCACAUUGACGGUGACCUCAGUUAUGUGUAACAAAUACCCGAUGGGUUAAUAAAAAUCUAAAAUGUAUUUUUCCAAAUGUCUCCUUGGGUAUUUUUUUUUUUUCCAAUUCUUUAUUUUUAUUGUGCAUAUAUGAAUAGCAUGCGUGCAGAGCCACAACAGCAACUGCAAGAGUUGUCAUAGCCUUUCCGAGUGUGGCAGUUUGAACAGCACUUUUUUAUAUAACAUGGAGAACAUGACUGCAAUAUUUUAUAGUAAACAUGCUAGACUCGAUAUUAUGCAUAUGUUAAGUUAUGCUUAAAGUUAUGGUAAGGUGUGUAGCAUAGCAUUUGAGGAAGAGAUUUUUAUGUUUGAGCCAAUGAUAGCUUGGUGUUAAAUGUAAAUUUAAACCAACAGUAUUUCCGCAAAUUUUAACAUGCUUGGGCUGCCCCAUUAGUUGUCCUAGCUGAUAACACAAUGCAUGAGCUGUUAAAAUAAACUCAGGUAAGAAGUAAGCACAAAAACUCUGCGCAAAAUAAAAGAAUAACAGGUUAAAGACUAUUACUGUGCUGUGCGUUAAGCUAGUGUGCGGAGAACAGUUCUUGUAUUAGGGGGCAUGGUGAGGAAGUCCAGCUGCGGUGAAAUAUGCCUGGCAGACUCCGGUUCUGUGCCUCUGUUCACCCGAUCCCCUCUGGGUGCCAGCUACAGUCCCCCAGAACCCUUGUCACCUGGAGUGUCGGAGGCAUGAAGAUGAGUAGGUGCUAGGCGUCCAGCAGGUGUUGGCGGAGGUUUACAUUGUCGGGGGGUCGGUUCUGCCCUGCUGGGCAAGGUUACAAGAGAUCUGCAACUUUCAUAAGCUAUUUUUAAAUAUACCCCAAAAGAACAAAUCCAUAAUGCAUGAUUUAAUUGGAGUAUAUCUACUUAAUAGUAAUUUAAAUUUUGUAAAAAUAUAUAUAUUUUUUGUAUUUGGGCAGUGAAGUGUAACAUUAAAGUGUGCAAUGUUAUUUCCUACUAAAAUAAAUGAAAGUGUAUGUGCUUUGUAAAGCUCAUGCGCAUUAGCUGUCAUUUCCCAUUCUCUGCUGCGUCUACUUCCAGUAAUAGGAGUUGGAGAAUUGCUUUCCAUGAAGGAUUCAGGUAAUUCCAGACAAAACACCACCAAGUGGUGACAAACAUGUAUUACAACAGGCAGAGUCUGGGCUUGGGGACGAGUCUUCCAGCGUACGUCUACAGGAAUCACAAGUCCAGGAAGCAGAAGAGGGUAUUCAUGUUACGUUACAGCCAGAAGAAAAAGAGAAAACAAAUAAAUGUUAUAAUUUUAUUUACAAACCUUGUAUUCUUUGACAGAAAAAUCCACCCCUUUAGUCACAUGGGAAUAUAUUGGGAGAGUUUUAUUGUUGAAUCACUGACUGAUACAUUUCAUGAACGGCCAAUGUAACAAUAUUAUGAAAAAUGUAAUCUUAAAUAUCACAGGAAUUGACUGAAAAAGCCAUCCCUUUGGUAAUGGAGGAAUAUUUUGUGGACACAAGUGAUACUUCUGUAAUCCGAGACCGAUUCCUGGAUUUGAUUGGUGAUAUAAUGAUUGUUAUACCAGCUAUCAAGACAGCAAAAUAUCACAGAGGUUGGUAAUACAAAGCUUUCUCCUGGGAACUUGGCAAAAUUAGUUAACAUAAAAUCAAGUUAAAGGACCACUAUAGGCACCCAGACCACUUCAGGUCAAUGAAGUGGUCUAGGUGCCAGGCCCAUCUAGGAUUAACCCUGCCUGCUGAAAAACAUAGCAGUGUCAGAAAAACUGCUAGGUUUAUAAAUGGGUUAAUCCAGUCUCUAGUGGCUGUCUCAUUGACAGCCGCUAGAGGCGCUUCCGCGCUUCUCACUGUGAUUUUUACAGUGAGAAGAUGCUAGCGUCCAUGGGAAAGCAUUGAGAAUGCUUUCCUAUGAGACUGACUGAAUGUGCGCGCGGCUCUUGCCGCGCAUGCGCAUUCAGCCAAUGACGGCAGAAGGAGGAGGAGAUUCCCCAGCGACGAGGGAGCCCGGUACUGGAAAAAGGUAGGAAUUUAACCCAUUCUAUAUCCUAGAGCCCAGCGGGAGGGGGACCCAGAGGGUGAGGGGGACCUAAGGACCCUAUAGAGCCAGGAAAACGAGUAUGUUUUCCUGGCACUAUAGUGGUCCUUUAAUGUAUCCACACUAGGUACACAAUAUAGGGCACCGCAGUCACACUUGUGGUGUUAUAGUUACCGCUCAAUAGAUGGUAAAUUGCAUGUAAAGAAAAGUAAUGGCAUAAUAAGACAUCUAUCUUAAUUGUCAGACACUUAUUGUAGCCUCAGAUAGGUGAUGUGCAUGGGCAAAAAAUUUGGUUUGGUUUGGUUCGGAAAUUCGGGUAAGUAAAAAUAAUUUAGAACAGAAAACGAGAGAAAAGGUGCGCCUUUAAUGUAAAUAUAUUGUAAAAAAUAAAAUAGUAUAGUCCAGAUAACUUAGCAAUAGUCCAGAAUAGUAGAGUCCACAAUGGAAAGGAAAAUUCUUGCAGAGCAGCAGUGAUUCAUCACGGGUGUAGACUUGUAAUUUUAGUGGAACAUAUGGAAAAGAAGCAGAAAAGGGAAAUCCAAUGGUGCAGUAUGUAAAUAUACUUGGAUAUUAAAAAAUUAUAAGUAGGUUCUACUCACAAUUUCCAGAGCUACAAUCCAGCUCUGGUAUGAAGGGCGUGAAGUGGAAUGAUCCCCACUCAAGGAUAUAUUGAGUAUAACUCAAAAUAUAGUAGUCCAACGGCGGUAUGGUUAAAAAGAAUAAAAAGAAAAGAAUAAAAAGAAUGAAAUAUAUAAUGCUCACUGUAUAUCACUGUAGUAAAAGAGUAAAAAAAAUAUGAAAUGUACUCACAAUAUAUUGAGCAGACUCACUGCUCGAUGUAUAGCGUAUGGGUGGUACAAUCCCCACCUAUGGAUUCUUUUGGCGUCUCUUUGGAUGGUAAAAAACAAUGUAGUCAGGCUAAGGAUAAAAUAAUAUAAAUAAAACGAUAAAAUAAAAAAGGAAAGUGGCAACCAAAAUAUUUAGAGCCAAAAUCCCUUUAUUAUAACAAAAUAUAAACUUAUUAAAAACUAUUUCUAGACGCGUUUCGCCUACAACAGGCUUCUUCAAGUAGAAAAUAGUAAAGACAUAGACCUGACAUACAUAGCUUUAUAUAGGGUACAUUAGUUGUAUUGGAAUUUAAAUGUUCCCGCCAAAAUGACGUCAUUAUGACCUUAAUUAAAAAGUACAUUUCAAAAACAAACAAUAAUUAUACACACCAUAUUUAAAUACAAGAGGGAGAAUAUUUGUACAUAUAAAUAUUAAAAACUAGGUGCUAAUAUGUUAAAAACUAUAAAGUAAAAAUCACGUGACUGAUUCGCUUCCGCGUCACGUUGUUAACAAUGGAACGCAUGCGUCACGUACGGGUGAGACGCAUGCGUAUGGGAAGUAAGACUGGGGUGGAGCUGGCACAUAGAGAGCAUUACGUCAUCAAAGGGGCGGAGCCCCAUGGUGACCGUGAUGCAAACUAAGUGUGCGCUAAUGUGCUGUCUGCUCAGAUGGUAGAACAGACAGCACACACACGCAAUGCCCGAACGGGCCCUGGGAUCAGGACCCGAAGGGGGAGCCCAUAACACGGAUAGGCUCCUAUUAAAACAGAGUAAGGGGCCAGACUCCACACCACCAGGAUUACACUACAGUGGUACAAAAUUACUCAUUAUCAUAUUAAAAAAACAGAACAGAGAAACAUAUCAUAAACUUUAUAUAUAUAUAUACGUACUAAAAACUAGUGAAGACAUUUUUUUAUUUUUUUUUUAUUCAAAAAAACUUCCCAUUAAGCAGAUAUAAGACCAAUGAAUAUAUAUGUAUUAUAAACAUAUGAUUGUUAAAAUAAAUAAAUAAGAUAUACAAUACAAAAUAAAAAUAGAUACAAAACAAAGGAAAGCAAUUCUUUGAUAUAAGACCAUAGGGAAAUAAACAACUUAUAUAGAUAUAUGUAAAAAAAAAAAAAAAAAGAACUAAACAAGACUAAUAAAAGAUAGAAAAAAGGAACUUAUAAAAAGUUAAAAAGGUCGACAUCUAUAUUUAGACCCUGUGGAGCAAGAGUCUUUCAAUGAAAAACCCAUUCCAUUUCUUUGCUACCUAAAAUCUUUUUUAUGUCUCCACCUCUCCAAGGGACACUACAGGUAUCUAUACCUACCUAUGCAUUUGAGGAAUUUAGUUUUUUUUUCAUGUUUUAAAAAAUGCUUUGAUACUGAAUGGUUCUCAUAACCUUUUAAAAUGUUCUGGCAGUGUUCAGCCAAUCUGGUUUUUAAGUCCCUAGUGGUCAUGCCCAUGUAUUGAAGCCCGCAUGGGCAUUCUGAUAAAUAAAUUACAUUCUUUGUACUACAAUGAAUAACAUUUUUUAUAGGGUAUGUUCUUUGUGUGAUAGAUGAUUUGAAAAAAGUGGUUUUUGAUUUAAUAGUAUCAUCCGUACGUUUGCACACUAUGCAUUUAUUACAUUUAAAAAAAACUUUUGGUUUAGUUAAAAAGGAGGGGGGGGGGGCAAGAGGAAGAGGUAGUAUAAUUUUGUUUAGUGUAAUUUUUUUGUGAGGAUGGAUUUAAAGCUGGGUGCCCCUCUAAAUAUAACAUGCUGUUUAUUGGGGAUAAUACCAGCUAGUGUAUCAUCCUGUUUUAAUAUAUGCCAAUGUUUGUUGAUAAUCUUCUUCAUAACAUUGCCUUUGUUAUUAAAGUCGAAGAUAAUUGGCAAUGAUGGAGCAUUUUUGGAAAUUCUGUUGUCUCUAUAUCAGUGGCGUACUAAGGGGGGGCGGAGGGGGCGGUCCGCCCCGGGUGCCACCAGGGUGGGGGGUGCCAUGACCAGCCCCGCCGCCCCCCCCUCCAUGCUGCAGCCGCCCGAGCGCUCUGCAGAGAGCCUCGGGCGGCUGCAGCUUUGCCCGGGUGGUGCGUCCAUGAGGGCGGACCGCACCGCCCUGGCGCAGCCUGAGGAGAGGCUGACAGGAGGGAAGCGCUCAGCGCUGAGCGCUCCAUCCUGUCAGCUUCCUUUCCUGUAGCGUGGCCGAGCCCUGUAUAGUCCGCGGGUAAAGGGAGCAGCUGUCUCCUGUACCCGGCCGUACUAACAGGAAGUGCACACAGUGCACACAGUGUGUGCACUUCCUGUUAGUCCGGCCGGGUACAGGAAACAAAAGCUACCUGUACCCGCCGACUAUAUAGGGCUCGGCCACGCUACAGCAAAAGGGAGGGGAUGAUAAAGAUGGGGUGAGAGGAGAAAGGGGGUGAAGAGAAAUGAGGGGAGAGAAAAGAGAAAAGAAAGGGGGUGAGAGAAAGAGGGGAGAAAGAGAAAGGGGGUGAGAGAGAAAUAAGAGGGGGGGGUGAGAGAAAGGAGGGGUGGUAAUUAUGGGGGGUGUAUUAAUUAUGGGGGGUAUUAAUUAAGGGGGGAAUUAAUUAUGGGUAGUGGAUUAAUUAAGGGGGGGUGGAUUAAUUAAGUGGGGUGUAUUAAUUAAGGGGGGAUGGAUUAAUUAUGGGGGGUGGAUUAAUUAUGGGGGAGUGGAUUAAUUAAGGGGGUGGAUUAAUUAGUGUGGAUUAAUUAAGGGUGUGUGUAUCAAUUAAGGGGGGUGGAUGAAUUAGUGUGGAUUAAUUAAGGGGUAUGGAUUAAUUAAGGGGUAUGGAUUAAUUAAAGAAAACCUUUAACAUUUUACAUGUUUUUUUUUUUUUUGGGGGUGGGGGGUGCCAAGCACAGGAUCCGCCCCGGGUGCCAAAUGCUCUAGGUACGCCCCUGCUCUAUAUUCUAAGAGUUCCGAUCUGUCUUUUUCACUAAUGUUUUUUAUAGUUUGGUUUCAAUUAUUCAUAGGGUAGUUUUUUUGAGAGAAUUUAUUUAAUAGCAUCUGGGAUUGAGCCUCAAAAUCUUGGGUAAGAGAACAAUUCCUUCGAAGGCGGAGGAACUGACUUUUGGGUAUUCCAUGAAGCCAAGGUUUAUAAUGGCAACUAGACAUAUCAAUCACUUUAUUUGUACACACUUUUUAAAAAAAGGUUUUUGUAUGUAACUUAUUAUUUUGAAUAAAAAUUUCUAAAUCUAAAAAAUGAAUAAGAGAUAGACUGUAUUCACAUGUUAAAACUAUACCGCUAUUAUUUUGAUUUAAAAAAAGUAAAAACUCAUUGAGGGAGUUUUCAGUGCCCUCCCAAAUAAAAAAUAAAUCAUCGAUAUAUCUAAAAUAUGUGACCAGGUUUGCCUGCCAGUCAUGCUCUCCCAAAAUGGCCGUGGCUUCCCACUCUGCCAUAAAAAGGUUAGCAUAACUGGGGGCAAACCUGGACCCCAUAGCCGUUGUGACGAGACCAAUCUCACCACUGUGCAUUGAAAGAGCCUGGUUGCCCGCCUGCUGCCUUUAGACUAUGGCCCCAUGUUGAAACGCUUGAUUUUCCCCUGCAAAGACACGAAAGCCAGGUCAUUUGGUGCUUGCCCUGUUUGAGCGGUGAUACCCCAGAUAGCUAUGCCAUGGAGCUCAUUCGUAUAAUGAAAGAAUAUGGGAAAGACUUUGGCUCCAUGGCAAUUGAACUGUAUGUGUGUGAUCUGAGCGCCAUUCAGUAAUAAUGUGCGCUGAGAUCUGAGCUAUCUGGGGAUAUGUUGAAUGUACCUGUUUUAUGCAAUGGCUGCACAUUUAUAUAUUUUUAUGUAUUUUAUUGUCUUUUGCUGCUAUGUGUUCAAUGGAGUUUUGCCUCUGUCCUUGGAGACAAUUGGAUUACUUCCCAAUUAUCUCCAGGAUAGAAGAUUCUGUGGAACUGGUUUUGGGCAGAAAAAACAUGCUUCAUUUGGUCAUAAAGGACUACGAUCUAUCUUUUGACCGACUGGACCAAUUUGUAUGAUUUUGACGUAUGUUUGUAUUUGGAGUAUGCUGAUUCUGAAAAUGUAAGUUUUAUGUGAAUGUGAUGCAUACUUUUAAAAUUAUGAAUAAUGUGGAAAAACUGUAUUUCUCUGCCUGUGAUAAUUACAUUACCCAUUGUGUAAGGUAAUUGUAUCACAGGCAGAGGGAAGGAUUUUGUGUGGGAGUGUCUGAGUGUAUUGUACGUGUUAAUUGGUUGUUUUCCUAAACCCUCUGGGUGGUACUAAUGUGUAAGAAUGUGUAUAUAAGAACAAUAAACCCACAGCUCUGUCUGUUCACUGCUUGACCCUCAACACGGAGCUUUGUCUCGUUCUUGGGGGGAUUUAUUGUAUGCUGUUCCAGUUCGACUGCGUGUAAACCUUUCAUUUGUUUUUUCCUAUUCGGCUGUUUACAGCAUUCGUAUGGUUCCGGUUCGGCUGUUUACGGCAUUCAUAUGGUUUCCUGUUCGGCUGGAUUGGUGUCUACAGUAGCUGCCUGUAUAUCUGGAAGGGAAUAUCUCCUAAAUGGCUGUUAAUCCCUUGUAUGCCUGGGGGUGCCAUUACAAUUGGUGGCAAGCGGCGGGAUCGUUCCUACAGCCAGAAGGACAGCUACAAAGAGACACAAUUCACUGGAUUUACAAAUUGAGGGCAACGCAUGUCCCAGUACAGCGACCCUGACAGCACCAGGAUGGAACCAGCAGUGGAGUACAGCUACUCUUUAGAGGAGUUUGACCGUAUGAUGUGGUUGCGGCUGAACUUCUACGGACCCAAUCCACCUGAGAAAUCUGUGAAGUUCGUGAGGAGCCUAGUGUUCAAGACCACUGCUUAACCUUCAACACGGAGCCUUGUCUUGUUCUUGGGGGGAUUUACUGUAUGCUGUUAGAGACUGAUUGCUAGGAGUGUAAGCCGCUUGGGUGCUUUUCCUAUUCGUCUGCUAGCAGCUAUUCGUGAGGUUCCAGUUCAGGAGUUUGGAGUGACUUUUUGUAUGCAGUUCGGGAGUUUGGAGCAUUCCCUUGUAUUCAGUUCGUGAGUUUGGUGUUCUGCAGUAGCUGUGCCUGUAUCUCUGGAAGGGGAAGAUCUUCUAAACGACGUUUAACCCCUUUUAUGCCUUGGGGUGCCGUUACAGCCGUCCCUUGUUUUUGUAAAUAAAAUGAAUCUAAAAGCCAGAAAUAAUUAUUUUUAAAAAUAAUAUUUAUACCUUGGAUGAUAAAACGUAUCUGUUGGUCUGAAAUCUUGUUUUCAGCCCUUAAAAUUUUCUCAACUGCCGAACAACCUUUAUCAUGAGGAAUGAUUGUGUAUAAGGAUUGUACGUCACAUGUAACUAAAAAAUAUGUAUCCUUCCAAAUAAAAUUAUUUAAAAACCGGAGUAGGGUCAUUGAAUCUUUUAAGUAUGAUUUCAUACAUUUUACUGAAGGUUGUAAAAGAAUGUCCAAGUAUUCGGAUAGAUUAGAUAAAAUUGAAUUAAUCCCUGAUACAAUAGGCCUACCAGGAGGGUUUACAGCAUUUUUAUGAAUUUUCAGUAGGAAGUAGAUAACAGGGAUUUUUUGGUGGGAAACAUUUAGGAAUUCAAAUUCUUGUUUAUUUAAAAUAUUUUGGUCUCGGCCACUGUUUAAGAAGGAAAUUAAAACCUGUUGAAUUCUUGAGGUGGGGUCUUGUGAUAAUUUUUUGUAAACCUUACAGUCGUUAAGUUGUCUCAUAGCUUCUCCCAUAUACAUAUCUUUAGACAGUAUUACAAUACCUCCACCUUUAUCAGCCGGCUUUAUAACAAUACUUUCAUCCUUUUGCAAUUGUAAAAGUGCUUUUCGUUUUAGUUGUGUGAGGUUAUCGUGAUUAAAUUUUUCUUUUUUGAUUUUUUUCAAAAUCUUUUGUAACCAAUUUUCCAAAGACUUCUAAGGGACCUGUUUUAAAACUAGAUGGAAAAAUGUAGAAUUUUUGUCUAAUGCCCAUUUACAGCAUUCCUAGGGAUAGGACACUGAUUGGUUAGAUCAAAGUCCGAUCCUGGAGUAGGUGAGACACAGAAAGAGCAGAUCUCGGAGAAUAAUCAUAUUAACUGCUUUUUUUCAGCCAGCAGAGUGAGGAAACUGUCUCAUUUAAUGAUAAAGCUUGUGAACGAGACAGUUUCAAAGUGAUUCAUGCCACUUAAAGGAUAAAACUAAAAGGAACAUUAAACCUUAACUCAGGUCAUAUGGGCAAUAUAUACAGUAGUUGUAUCACAGUCCUUGCGUAAUACUAAAUGGGGGAGACUUAUCAUAGUGUCACAGGCCGUUUUACGCCCCAUUUUCUGCAAACUGUUGGCACAAUUUAUUAAAUCUGUUUUUUUUUUUUCAUCUGUUGCUUCAUUUGUGCUCUCAUCAUAAUUUUUGAAUACAUGACUUGAUAUUUUCCUUGAUGCAAUGGAAUUAUCAAUCUUUCUUCCACUUUUUCCAAUUUUUUAUUUUUUUAUUUCUCAAUUUGUAGAGUCUGGAUAUCCAGUUUAUUUCUAUGAAUUCCUGCAUCCAUUAGCCGUUGCGAAGAAUACAAGGCCAGACUAUGUUAAAUCAGAUCAUGGGGACGAACUUUACUAUGUUAUGGGAGCCCCAUUCCUUCAUUCUGAUGCCUCCGCCAAAGGUAAAUCACGAUUAUUUUGUGACAUUCAUUAUUAUUUUUUAUAUAGAGUAACAUAUUCCAUAGUACUUUACUAUGGGGAUAUAAAAAAACUGAGAAAAAUAACAAAACAGGCUAGAGUGAUUCAUAAACAAGUAAAGGCAUUGGUUCGGCUCCAAGAUACUUCUUUUUUUUGUUUUUUAAAGGGACACUACAGGCACCAAACCAGCCUUUGCUUAGUGAAGCAAUUGUGGUGUAUAGAUUAUGCCCCUGCAGUCUCACUGCUCAAUUAUCUGCCAUUUAGGAGUUAAAUCACUUUGUUUAUACAGCUUUUGUCACACCUCACUGCAUGUGACUUACACAGCCUUCCUAAACACUUCCUGUAAAGAGAGAUCUAAUGUUCAAACUUCAUGUAUUGCACAGUCUGUUUAAUUUAGUAUUAGUAUUACAGUUCACAUAUUCCAUAGUACUUUACUAUGAGGAUAUAUAUAAAAUAAUAAUAAUAACAAAACAGGUUAAAGUGAUUACUAACCAAUACAAGCAUUGGUUUAUUUCUGAUAUUCUACAUUUUAUGUUUUUCAAGCUUCUGUGUGUUUGCAUGGCUAUCAUUUUCCUUUUUUUCCCUUCAAGAUGGUACAACAGAGGGCGAAAUGAAUCUGAGCAAAACAAUGAUGAAAUAUUGGGCCAACUUUGCUCGAAAUGGGUAAGACAUGAUGUUUCCAUAUAUAUUUAAAAAAACUUUUGUGAUUUGAAGUGGUCAUGGUGGUAGGAGUAUGUAUAUGCAGUAUUUCAGCUUGAAACAUUACACAUGCAGAUUUAUUGUUAUUUGUGUGCUGGGGGCUAGUUGCAGGCUGCCAAUGUCAGUUCUGUGCAUAUUUUGCGUCAGUAGUCAGCGCACACUGUGCUGGUGACAGAAGUGCUAAUCUUCCUACUUGCAGGCAGAGUGCCUGUAAGGGGAAGAUAUAUUUUCCCUUCCUCCCUCUGGGCGCUCCCUCCACGUCUUGAAUGGCUUUUAAAAAUGUUUUUAAAUUAAAAUUACCAUGCCUUUUUCCCAUCUCCUCCCCUCCCCUUGUUGGCUCAGAUUGCACGCAUUUGCUCUGAGCCUGUGAAUUGGUCCAAUCACAGGCCUCUCUGUGAAAUGCCUGUGAUUGGACCAUGCAAGGCCCAUAUGACAUCAGACGGAUUGCGUGGAAAUCAGCGCGGGGAUAUUCGCCCUGCCCUGGAUUCCAGGUAAGUAAACACUUUAUUUUUUAAAGGUUUAUGGAAAACAGAGGGUGGGUGGGGAGCUCAGUAGGGCAUGUUACAUAGAAUAGGUACUUAUCUCAACAAGGUUAAAGUAUCUCUUUGGAGAUAAACUGUCACAUUUCUUUAUGACAUCACUGACUAAAACAUCGAGAAUCACCUGUAUCUUUUAUUCAUACAGAGCUCUAUUUUCUGUUACAUAGUUACAUAGCUGAAAAGAGACUUGCGUCCAUCAAGUUCAGCCUUCCUCACAUUUGUUUUUGCUGUUGAUCCAAAAGAAGGCAAAAAAAAAAACAGUUUGAAGCACUUCCAAUUUUGUAACAAACUAGGAAAAAAAUUCCUUCUUGACCCCAGAAUGGCAGUCAGAUUUAUCCUUGGAUCAAGCAAUUAUUACCCUACAUUGAAAAAUUAUAUCCUUGAAUAUUCUGUUUUUGCAAGUAUGCAUCUAGUUGCUGUUUAAACAUCUGUAUGGACUCUUAUAAAACCACUUCUUCAGGCAGAGAAUUCCACAUCCUUAUUGUUCUUACAGUAAAAAAACCUUUCCUUUGCCUUAGACGAAAUCUUUCUUCUUCCAGUCUAAACGCAUGACCUCGUGUCCUAUGUAAAGUCCGGUGUUUUGGCCCUGAAUAUAUUUGUAUAAUGUUAUCAUAUCCCCUCUCAGGCAACGUUUUUCUAAACUAAAUAGGUCUAAAUUUGUUAACCUUUCUUCAUAGCUGAUAUGUUCCAUUCCUUUUAUUAAUUUUGUAGCCCGUCUAUGCACUUUUUCUAGUGCCAUAAUAUCCUUCUUUAGAACAGGUGCCCAAAAUUGCACAGCAUAUUUAAUAUGUGGUCUUGCCAGUGAUUUAUAAAGAGGCAAAAUGAUAUUCUCACCCCGAGAAUGAAUGCCCUUUUUCAUGCAUGACAAUACCUUACUGGCCUUGGCCACUGCUGACUGACAUUGCACAUUGUUGCAUAAUUUGUUGUCUAUAACAAUUCCCAAGUCUUUUUCAUGUGUUGCUAUCCCUAAUUCGCUUCCAUUAAGGGUAUACAUUGCGUGUGCAUUCUUUACGCCGAAGUGCAUAACUUUGCAUUUUUCAACAUUAAAUUUAAUCUGCCACUUUAGUGCCCAGUCCCCCAGUCUAUCUAAAUCCCUCUGCAGCAAAGUAAUAUCUUGCUCACAUUGUAUUAUUUUACAGAGUUUUGCGUCAUCUGCAAACACUGAAGCAUGACUUUCAAUGUUGUCUUCGAGAUCAUUUAUAAAUAUGUUAAAUAGAAGUGAAUGUUAAAGUUAAAUGUAUAUUAAAGAUUUAGUAACUAACAUCACAAUCCAGUUGAGUUUUGGCACAGCAAGAGCAUACGUUGGAUUGGAGAAGCAGAAACCAGACCAUUGGUGAAGAUUUACCAAAGUGUAGGGUUCUAAAAAUAUUUUAUAAAGUCAGAAUCAUCAUUAAUGCAAGCUUAAUGCGCAAUGAUUGGUUUCCAUGGUGAUUGUCCCACUUUUAGAUUUUGAACCAUUUUUCAGAACAGGGCGUAGUAUUUGUUUCUCCUCCUCGCUCUCUUUGCUGUCUGCCAGGUGCAGAGAUUUUAAUAAUGAUUGACAGAGCCAAGAUGGAGACGAUCGGUGCCAACAUAGAAGUAAAGAGAGCUGUGUGGAUUUCUACAUUGAAUUGCUUUUCAAACCUCACAAACAUAUUUGUUAGCUAUAGGGGAUAAUUAAAUCAAAUAUUGAAAAUCCUCUGAUGUAGUCAAAUAUUUGCCAGGAAAAAAAACAUCUCAACUCUCGCCCUUUGUUUUGUAAUACAUUAGCUGGGAUACACUUGUGACUUAAAAAAAAAGAAAAAGAAAUGAAAUGUAAUCGGAAAAUAAAGUGAGCCAAAAGGCACAGUGAGGAAUAUUUUUGGGGGGGAAUAGUGAAAUAUACAAGAAAAUCAUUAGAUUGCUAAAUGGAAGCACAACAGUUUGUAUACAUAACAUCUAUGUCAUGGGUUGGCUAAAGAAUCCUCAGCAAGGUGAGAGGCAGCGACCUAACAAAGACAGAGGGCAGGAAGAGGCGUAUUGCCGGACCUUAGCGUGUCUUGCUAACGUAAAGGUAGAACUAUAAAACAACAAGACCAGACUAAGAGAAGGCUACAAACCAGGAGAGGAACAAAAUACUAAUAAAUGCAAAAUACACAGUACCAGACACACCUGUCAUGUAUUCAUCCGCUUAUAAAAAGGUGAUUAAUGGAAUUUACUGUUCAGACAGGAAAAGUUGUGCCGAACAACAUUACUGUCCUGACAGGAAAAGUUGUGCCGAGCAGCAAUCAAAUCCACAGGAGGGUUUGUGCUGAGCAGCAAUUAUGCAAAUAGGAACCUGGUAACUGCCUUUGGGGUCAAAUGCCGGUUACAACCAAUCGGAUCCACAGGCGGGGUAUUUAGGUCCACUUCUCCUCUUGCUCAGUGCCCUUUCGUUGUUUCGUGGUUUUCCGAGAGCGCAUUAUUUGACUUUGGCAUUGAUUUUGACUUCCCUGUUUUCUGGCAUCCAUGACCCCUGGCUUUUCCUUAUCGUUUUGUCUCUUUGUGUGUCCUUCGACGUCGACUAUUCCUGACUAUUCUUUGGUACGUUAGUCCGGACAUUUUAAGGUCCGGAAACGUUACCUAUCAGUCCUCUGUGUUACCCUCCGUUUACACACAGUCUUUUAUUAACUAGUUUUUGUCUUCUGAUCCACAGAGAUCCCAACGGACCAGGUCUUGUAAAAUGGCCAAGAUAUCAAGAAAAUGAAGCCUACAUGCAACUUGACUUGGAGCAGAAACCCUCAGAAAAGUAUAAAGCAGACAAGUUUGUUUUCUGGACCAAGACUCUUCCAGAGACCAUUCAAAAGAUGUCAGAGGAAAAAAGAGAACUGUAG